Entrophospora sp. SA101 is the source of this 594-nucleotide messenger RNA. The record is from the annotation of a GenBank genome assembly. Lineage: Eukaryota; Fungi; Glomeromycota; Glomeromycetes; Entrophosporales; Entrophosporaceae.
AUGGCAGAAACAGUACAAUUUUAUCUUGAACAAAUGGUACCCGAGCUCGAAGAUUUGGAAAGAAAAGAAUUAUUUUCUAAUGCUGAAAUCAAAAAUAUUGUCAAAAAGAGAACACAUUUUGAAUAUGCUCUUAAAAGAAGACCAACUAGAAAAAUAGAUUUUGUGAAUUAUAUAGAAUAUGAAAAGGAUUUAGAACAACAACGUAGAAAAAGAAAACAACGUUUUGGUAUAAAAAGAAAAAUAUCGCUAUCAGAUUAUUCAUUAACACAAAGAAUAUUUAAUCUUUAUAAUCGAGCAAUUACAAAAUUUCACAGUGAUAUAGAAUUAUGGUUACAAUAUAUAGAAUUUGCUAAAUCUGUUGGCGCAACAAAGUUGAUUGGUAAGAUCUUUGGAAGUGCUGUACAAACACAUCCUACCAAACCCAUUUUUUGGAUUCUUGCAGCAAAAUGGGAAUUUGAAGAAAAUGCUAAUAUAUCUGCCUCUAGAGUUUUAAUGCAACAAGGUCUUCGUUUUAAUCCAGAAACAAUUCAAUUUUGGCAUGAAUAUUUUAAGUUGGAAUUAAUGUAUAUUGAAAAAAAUAAAGAAGCGUUGUAG